This is a messenger RNA of Melanaphis sacchari, 1242 nucleotides long. RefSeq names its product protein ALP1-like. The record is from RefSeq and is a predicted model, not a curated record. Bases 1 to 1242 code for a protein of 413 amino acids. Lineage: Eukaryota; Metazoa; Arthropoda; Insecta; Hemiptera; Aphididae. The transcript has 2 exons.
AUGGAAUCGUUAGUGGCGGAAGCAUGUGCUGUUUUGUCCGGUGUAUUGGCUAAACAACUAAAACGGCGAUUAACAGAAAUUGACAAAUUUAAGUUAAAAAGAAGAAGGAAAAGAAGAUGGUGGGUAAGGCAGUGGAUUCAAAGACGGAACAAUAAUGGAGGCUCUACGUUUAUUUCCCGUGAAUUACGAAAUGAAAAUCCGGAAGAUUUUAAAAACAUUUUAAGAUUAUCAGAUACCCACUUUGACUUUUUAUUAAAUAAAAUUCAAUUUAAUAUACAAAAAUUGAAUACAACAAUGAGGGAAGCUAUACCAGCAGAUACUAAACUCAAAAUAACACUUCGCUACUUAGCUACGGGCGAUUCGUUUAAAAGCUUGGAAUAUUUUUUUAGAGUUCCUAAAAGUACCAUUAGUAAAUUUCUACCUGAAGUUUGUACUGAAAUAUACGCAGCUCUUGCAGAAUUUAUUGAAGUACCAAGUACAAGAAAGUUGUGGGAUGAAAUUGAACAAAACUUUCAAAAUAGAUGGAACUUUCCUAGAUGUAUCGGAGCAAUGGAUGGGAAACACAUACUAAUUAAAGCACCACCUAAAAGUGGAACAGAGUAUUACAACUACAAACAUCAAUAUAGCAUUAUAUUAUUAGCAUUAGUUGACCACAAUUACUGUUUUACGUAUAUUGAUGUUGGUGCAAAUGGAAAAGCAUCAGAUGCUGGUGUAUUUCGAGAAAGUUCUUUGUUUGAAGCAUUGGAAAAUAAUACACUUAAUACCCCCGAAAAUGCUGUUAUUGUAGCUGAUGAUGCUUUCCCGCUCAAAACCUAUCUGUUGAAACCAUAUAGCAGAAGAAACUUAACAAGAGAACAAGCAAUUUUCAAUUAUAGAUUGUCCAGAGCUAGACGAAUAUCAGAAAAUGCUUUUGGAAUACUUGUGAGUAAAUUCAGAAUUUUUGAAAAACAAAUCCCCUUGAUAGCUGAUAAAGUAGAUAAGAUUGUUCUUGCAUGUUGUGCAAUACAUAACUGGUUACGAAAAACAAGUCAAGCCUAUUUACCACCGGGUCUUAUUGACCAUGAAGAUUACAACUAUGAAAUCAUAAAUGGAACAUGGAGACAAAACCAAAGUUGCUUGACAAAACUUGUGCCAACAAAUAACAGAAAUGCCUGCACAGACGCUAAGAAAAUUAGAGAUGACUAUUGUGCAUAUUUCAACGGAGAAGGAGCUGUUCCAUGGCAGUGGAAGUUAAUUAAAUAA